AUGGUGUCUCUCCCACAUCACACUCUUUAUCGCCAUGAUCGCCAUCUUCGUAGUGGAGGUGGGGUAGCUCUUUAUGUGCGAAAUAAUAUUAAAGCUAAAUAUGUUGCAUCUUCAGUAAACUCAGAAGACAAACAUCCGGAGUACUUAUUCGUUGAAAUAUUGAGUUCAUCAAAGCAAAAAAUACUAGUUGGUGUGGUCUAUAAACCACCCAACAUAGGACAUUUAGAUGAUUUAGAGGAGGAGAUGGAAAACAUAAUGGUGCCAUUUAAUAACAUUAUUAUUGUUGGAGAUUUAAAUUCAGACUUAAACUUGCAUAUUGUUGAGUAUGCUCCUACUCAUCACUUACAAAACUUGGAUUCUUGGAUUGAUGUUUGCAUUGUGGAUGAUCUGUUCAAGGUGUUGGCGUCAGAACAAUCUUCAGAGCCAUUUAUUUCUGAUCAUGACUUAAUUUCUGUGACUUAUAAUUACAAAGUUGAAUUACAACAGCUGAACAGCUUUACAUUCAGAAAUUGGAAUUCUAUUGAUGAUGAUAAGCUGCGAGAAUUGUGUGAAGAUAUUGAUUAUGAAGCUCUGAAGGAGCUGGGCUCAGUUGAUGAAAUGAACACUUGUUUACAUGCACACCUUGAACGUAUUAUAAAUGCUAUUGUGCCUGAGAAAUUGGUUGUUCUGCGUCGACCACCGGCUCCAUGGUUCACUGAUGAUAUUAGAAGUCUCCAAUGUCGGAGAAAUAAGCUUUAUCGUAUCUACAGAAGGACGGGUUAUGCUUAUAAAGAGUACUCUAACGGCAGGCGAUUGGUUAAAAAACGUAUUACUGAAGCAAAGAAAAAAUACUUUGACAAUCAAUUAAUUAAUGCAAAAAACUCGAGGGAACUUUGGAAUGAUCUAAGAAGAUUAGGCAUUGUUAAACAGAAGAAAUCACAAACUAUUAUAAAAGUUGACUUGAAUAAAUUAAAUGAAUUCUUUGCACGUGCGUCGGAUAAUGUCAUCGAUUCAGAUGUUGACACGUCAGACAUAUUGUUGGUUGAUAAUAAUGGCGAUGAAUUCACUUUCACAGAAUUGAAUACAGUAACGGUUAGAAAAUCAAUUAUGAGAUUGACGUCAAAUUCAUGUGGCUCGGAUGGCUUUUCUAUCAAGUCAUAUAAAUGUGUGCUGCCUUUUUUUCAGCAAGCAAUUACAGACCUCUUCAACGUGUCAUUAACUACAGGAGUCUUUUCGGAGAAUUGGAAGCUAUCACAUGUGAUUCCUAUUCCAAAAAAGGCUUAUCCAGUAAACUGUGAAGAUUAUAGGCCUAUAUCGCUGUUACCAAACUUGUCAAAAGCCUUGGAACGGUGUGCUCAUGACCAAAUUGUUAAAUAUAUCAAUGACAAUAAUUACUUCGAUGAAUACCAGACAGCAUUUCGUGGAGGUUUGGGUACGCAGACUGCCAUUGUAAAGUUCUGUGACGAUAUAAGACAAGCGGUGAAUGAGUCAAAGGUUUCAAGUGCGACCUCGUUUGACCUUAGCAAGGCCUUUGAUUCUGUUAAUCACAAAAGAUUAUUAUGUAAAUUGUCAUCUAUGAACAUGUCGAAUUCAGCCGUUGAUUGGAUUGGAUCUUAUUUAGCAAACAGAAAGCAGUCCGUACGCUCGAGCGAAGGUAACUCGUCGUGGGAAGAAAUUGUAAGAGGUGUACCUCAGGGAAGUGUGCUUGUUAAGUAA
Cotesia glomerata is the source of this 1695-nucleotide messenger RNA. RefSeq lists its product as uncharacterized. The record is from RefSeq and is a predicted model, not a curated record. Bases 1 to 1695 code for a protein of 564 amino acids. Lineage: Eukaryota; Metazoa; Arthropoda; Insecta; Hymenoptera; Braconidae. The transcript has 3 exons.